AUGGAAACGUGUACUUUGAGAAUCACAGACCAGGUCGUACUUGUAGUACUUUUCACUCUUUUAAAAUCUCUCGAUGGAACCUUGACGCCGAGAACGGCUACGGACUCCACACUGAUGUCCCGAGGUUAUUUUUUAGUACCUUCUACUGAUUUAUCUGAAACUGCUCUGCCAAAGGAGUUGACUACUUCCAUGACUGAGUAUACUAAGGGGACUUCUACAGACUUUGGGGACUCUUUGGUUGGAAUUACAGAUGUUCACCGGAGCUUUUCGGAGGAGUUAUACACCGAAAUUAAAUCGGCCACAGAGCAGAAGACCUAUAUCUCUACAGCAAGGUCAUCAGAAGACCACACAACUUCAGCAAGGUCAUCGGAAGACCACACAACUUCAGCAAUGUCAUCUGAAGACCACACAACUACAGCAACGUCAUCUGAAGACCACACGACUACAACUACAGCAACGUCAUCUGAAGACCACACGACUACAACUACAGCAACGUCAUCUGAAGACCACACGACUACAGCAACGUCAUCUGAAGACCACAGAACUACAACUACAGCAACGUCAUCUGAAGACCACAGAACUACAGAAACAUCAUCUGAAGACCACAGAACUACAGAAACAUCAUCUGAAGACCACAGAACUACUGACCACGACACAGAGUCUUCAAACUCCCGCACCGCUUGGACUUCGGACAGCAGCACAGAGCGAGAGCGUAUAGACUUCACUCGUCUGCUUCCCAGCUUCUCCCAGGGUGGCCACACCUUCCUGGAUGCUCGGACCAUUCGGGACACCCCAAGUGUGAGCUGGCCAUCGACCAGUGAUCUGGACGCCCCCUCGCAGACCGACAGCACGUAUGUCUCCUCCACCAUGAGCCGGGUGGGAGAGCGCACCCUGCUGUCCAUCACCUCCAACAGCACCUCCACGUACACCUCAGAGGACUCCAGUUUAUCAGACGCCAGUUCUAAGGCCUGGGGGGACAGCACUGGGGCAACCUUCCAUGGCAGGGUGACCGGUAAGGGCGACAGCACCACGUCUCAUGGGUUUGAUCUGACGGCUGCUACCUCAGACUCCCAGCACACCACCAACAGCACUGAGACUGGGGAGUCCUCCGAGACUGAAGGGCCCAAUCUGUCCACAUGGACGCAGUCUCAGACCAGCCAGAACAACAUUACUCAGCAGGGUUUUGAGCAGACAUCCGAGACUGGUGUAAUCUUCAGCUCCACACCACCGCUUACCGUGGUCAACAACAGAGGGCAGGGGACAGACGUGACUGACCGUGACAGCCGCACCUACAGCAGCGGGACGUCCCACACCGAGUGGCAGGGGGGCGUCGGGGCGUCCACAUCCCCGUUCUUGUCCUCAGAGAGCAGCCACACCGAUAUGUCCCAGCCGGACAGCGUUGAGAGGACGGUUACGCGUGUCCAUGACGGCGAGCUGUCCACUGAGCCCUCUACCGGCUCCAUUAGCACGGGGAGACGCGAGGACACGGAUGGCGUCCAGCCACUCACCGAGGAGGGGACGACUCACGUCCUGGGCCUGACCACUACUUCUCCCAGGGUCAGGGGAGGCCCCACCGCUCGGGACGACUCGCACUACAAGCCCUUCACCCCCGAGACGCAGGGCCCCACGGAGCCUAGCGAAGCGCUACCCUCCACGGCUUCAGAGCCAGCCACCCAGAGUCCACAUCAAACGGAGCGGGACGGAGCAGGAGAGAGGGACACCCAGGGGGUGCCCACUGAAGCCCCCAGCACCAGCGCCUCCGCUCCAGCCACCUCCACCUCCACCUCCCCCACCCCCCUCACCACCCGCCAGCUGGAACCCAGCUCCACGGCGGAGACCCACACCCCACGCACCACCAUCGUCACCACGGACACCACGCAGGGGCCGACUCAGAGCACCCCCUUCACCCCGGCUCGGCAGCCUGACUCCAGGACCAGGGGUCCCCACACCCACAGCCCGACCGGCGGGGAGCACACAGAGACGGGGGUUCUGUCCACAGACGUGACCACGCUGCACCUGGAGACCAGCACGGCCACUCCGGGCAACACCACGGCCCAGCGCAGUCCCACCACCGCCUCCUACAGCAAGAGCGCCCCCACCAGGGCCCCCGAGGCCACUACGGCCGGCCACACGCCGGGCCGCACCACCGUCCAGCCUGAGGCCACCACCACGCAGAUGGCCGUCACGUCUGCUACGCCUGUUCCAGGGCUUCCAUGUGGCUCACAGUUUUGUGCCAACGGGGGAACGUGUGUGAGACUCGCUGGGAACACGGACAGCUGCGUCUGCCUCCCAGCAUGGACAGGACCCACAUGCACAAAGGAUGUGAAUGAGUGUGAGACUAACCCCUGCCCUCCCGGCUCCACGUGUGUCAACACCAACGGCUCCUUCAGCUGCGAGUGCCCCCUCGGCUCCGACCUGGAGAACGGCCGGGAGUGCACCAAGGUGAAGGCCUUCCUGGGCUUCUUCAGUGUCAACAGCACACAUUCCAACUCGCUGCAUGAAAUUGAAGGAGAGAUAAAACAUCUGCUGAACGCUUCCCUCUCCAUUCUACGGGGUUACAUUCGGUCCUCUUGUUAUCGUAAUAGAACCCUCCGAAAUGGCAGUGAGGAGUGGAGCAUCAGGGCUGUGAACAUGUUUUCCAUCUCGGCCGACGUGAAUAGAACCGUCGUCUACAACAGCAUCCAGGUGGCCCUGAGGAACUGCAGCCGCAACCCAGCGCACUGCCGUGUGCACGAGUACAAACUCUCCUAUCACGUGGAGAGCCUGUGCAAAGAGCAGAGCCAUGAGUGUGACCCUGACCGCUCCGUCUGCAGGGACGACAGUGGCACCCCGUACUGCGAGUGCCGGGAGGGCUACUACAAACACCACGAUCAGGACAAGACUUGUCUAGCUUGUGGUGAUGGCUAUCAACUGAAAAAUGGCGUCUGUGUCAAUUGCACAUUUGGUUUUGGAGGAUUCAACUGCACAAAUUUCUACAAGCUGAUCGCCAUAGUAGUGUCGCCAGCCGUUGGAGGUCUUCUCCUGAUUCUGACCAUUGCUCUCAUAGUGACUUGCUGCAAGAAGGACAAAAAUGACAUCAACAAAAUCAUUUUCAAAAGUGGAGACUUACAGAUGUCUCCAUAUGCUGACUUCCCCAAGAGUAACCGCGUCUCUACGGAGUGGGGCAGAGAAACCAUAGAGAUGCAGGAGAAUGGCAGCACCAAGAAUCUCCUGCAGAUGACCGACAUCUAUUACUCUCCGGCCUUACGUAACUCGGACCUGGAGCGGAACGGCCUCUACCCUUUCUCUGGACUGCCUGGCUCGCGCCACUCCUGCAUCUACCCUGCUCAGUGGAACCCCUCCUUCAUAUGCGAUGACUCGCGCCGCCGGGACUACUUCUGACUGAGCUCCUAGCGCAGGGUGGCAGGAGGCGGAGGGGGUGCUCAAUCAGAGGACACGCGUCUUCCCUCGAAUGAAACUCGGGCAGAACAGGACUUGGGUUUUAAAUUGACCACUGCUCACCAGGCAAUGUGAAGCAUUACAGGCUGGAAAUGUAGAUAAUGGAGGAGUUAUUAUUAUUAUUAUUAUUAUUAUUUGCCUGUGGAAAGAGAGGAUGUUGGACGUGCCUAAGUUUAAAAUCUCAAGGUGACUAUCAAAAGAAUGUGAAAAUAAUGUGACAAGUUAACAAGCCGAACCUGUUUUUUGCAAACAACUAUUCAGUAUUAGUAAAUCCAGGUUUACACUAAGGACUUUCCCAAAAGCUGUAGUGUAUCUCUGAAGCCAUAAAUCUAAAAGGUAUUUAUAAUAGUGUUAAGGAAUGUGAAACGUUGUUGUUGUGUAAUUGUGUGUGUUUGUGUAUGUGCACACGCUUGUGUGCUUGUGUAUGUGUACGUGCACAUAUCCGUGUGUUUAUUUGGCAGAAAACGUAUGUAGCAGUGAUGUGUUGAGCAAUGAAAAAUAGCCCUAACAUUUGUAUUAGGUCUUCCAUUGCAUACUGUGGAAAUGUGCGUUUGUUUGUUGAUCAUGAGGAGUUUGGAUUUCACAAGAAUAGGCUGAGAACACAAUCAUCAGUGCCAUGAUCCCAUAGUCAUUAAGAUCUCAUUUGAAUGGGAGACGGACUGGACAGCCAAAGUUUUGUCAUGAACACUAAAAAUAUUAGUAUUUAAAUGAUCAGUUUGUCAUCUGGAGGGCUGCUGAGGGACUAUUGGUUGAUUUAUUAUAUAAAUAAAUGAUCUAGGUUUACUAGAAAAUCUUAGAUGAACAAGAAGCCUCUUCAGAAAGUAAGAGCAUAGUUUGUCACCAUGUCAGUUUGUAGAGAGUUCCCAGAGCCUGGGCUAGAGGACCUGUGUUGAGACCCCUCGUCCACACACAUCUACUUCUAUGUGCAUGUGUGUGUGUGUGUGUGUAUGUUUGUGUGUGUGUAGUAAGGACAUGUCGAUCAGAUGUACUAUAUUUGUACCCACAGAAGCCUGUUAUUUUGUCUGAGGAAUCCAUUGUCCUUUUGUUUGUGUGCUGUGGAUUACUCUGGCGUUUUAGUCAGACAUGUAUAUUUAAAGAAUAAAACAUAAAUUGUU
This is a messenger RNA of Alosa alosa (allis shad), 4553 nucleotides long. It is a transcript of the gene heg1, whose product is annotated as heart development protein with EGF-like domains 1. Gene Ontology annotation, molecular function: calcium ion binding. The coding region runs from base 1 to 3381 and encodes 1126 amino acids. NCBI's taxonomy places the organism in Eukaryota, Metazoa, Chordata, Actinopteri, Clupeiformes, Clupeidae. The record is from RefSeq and is a predicted model, not a curated record. The transcript is spliced from 13 exons. Gene Ontology annotation, biological process: heart development.